Messenger RNA from Branchiostoma floridae (Florida lancelet), 1214 nucleotides. RefSeq names its product 2'-5'-oligoadenylate synthase-like protein 2. Lineage: Eukaryota; Metazoa; Chordata; Leptocardii; Amphioxiformes; Branchiostomatidae. Gene Ontology annotation, cellular component: cytosol; nucleoplasm; membrane. Gene Ontology annotation, biological process: regulation of ribonuclease activity. The transcript has 7 exons. Gene Ontology annotation, molecular function: 2'-5'-oligoadenylate synthetase activity; double-stranded RNA binding. The record is from RefSeq and is a predicted model, not a curated record. The coding region runs from base 136 to 1125 and encodes 329 amino acids.
UUCAAUUCCAAACACUUCUGCUUUCUUUGCGCAGACGGGGUGGAGAAGAAAACACCUCACUUCUGAGCGCGUAUCAGGAAGUCUGAGCUUUAUCAUAGAAUACUGUCCAACUGCAAACUCCGGAUCCAGGCAGUCAUGCCGUAUUUUUCAGGAGCUUCCUUUCUGCAACUCACCAGUGAGAGGGACCUAAACGCUCACAUCGACAGUGAACUGCAGAUGACCGAGUCUGACAGAGUGCGGUACAACAAGGUUCUAGACGGCCUGUACCGGACACUGCAGACUGAGGUCAGGUACAACAACGUCACUGUCAACCGCCUGGUAAAGGGAGGUUCGUAUGGCAGGGGAACGGCGUUGAAGGACAGGUCUGACCUGGACGUGACGCUUUUCUUGAACGGAAUUUCCAGUAUGGCGGACUUUCGCGGGCAGCAAAGCAGUAUUAUUGACCGCGUUGCAACAACACUGGAACGCUCCAGUUGGGCUCGUGAGAAUGGAGUUGCCAGGGUUAUUGCACAGCCAAACGCUGCCACAUUGGUGCUGGAGAGAGGAAACCAUCGAAUGGAAGUUGACAUCGUGCCGGCUUACGACAAUCUUGGUGCAGUCAGCAACCCAAUGUUACGCAAUGAAGUGUACCAGUCCAUGAGAGGCCAGGACCCGUACAAGUACUCGGCGUCCUUCGUCGGGCUUCAGGUCGAGUUUGUGCGAGAUCGUCCCGCUCGACUUAAGAACCUCAUCCGACUCGUGAAGUCCUGGAAAAAGGCACAAGAUGAGCGAUUCACGAGGGAGCGUGGCUCCAAAACGAAGCUUGGUUCCUCCUGGCUUUGGGAGCUCAUCUGUAUCUACGUGUGUGAAACAAAAGUGGGCUCAACAUCAAGCUUCAACAUGAGACAGGCCUUUAAGAUGGUUAUGCAGACAGCGGUAAACUACAGCAGUCUCCAGGCAUGGUGGAAAACGUACUACUCCGACAGGUUUCCAGUGGUUCGCGAGAAGUUGUCUUCCACAGGAAGCCCGUUGGUCCUGGACCCGGCGAACCCCUGGGAUAACGUUGCGGACCGCUGUAAGCAUUGGUGCCUGGUGGAGCAGGCUGCACGGGAAGCUCUGCAGAGUCCGCUGUUGGCGUAUGUGUAGAUAUACAACACUACAGAUGGCUGAUAUAAUCGCCUGUUCACUCAAGUGUCUUACUCUUGUGAAAAGCAUUAUUUGCAAAGUCUGCUUGA